This is a messenger RNA of Marmota flaviventris (yellow-bellied marmot), 2551 nucleotides long. NCBI's taxonomy places the organism in Eukaryota, Metazoa, Chordata, Mammalia, Rodentia, Sciuridae. The record is from RefSeq and is a predicted model, not a curated record.
UUCAUACUGGGAAAGCAGUCUCCCCGAGCCAUAGUUCAAUCCCAUCCUUACUAAGUUCCAAGCAAAGGCUUCUAACUUGGAGUUUUUUCUAGCCCAGCAAAGCCUUGUCACCUGAAAAGAACUGUCACUCUAGGCAAUUUUAGCUAGUGAUUGGAUAACCUUAGCUGUGAGUCACAAGGCAGAGAUGUUCCUGGAGGUGGCCCAUUAGGGAUGCUGGGGUGGAACUGUCCUCACCAACUCUGUUCCUCCCUUUCCGGGCCCCAUGUGCUCUGCUCAAAAAGCCUAGGUGAUUCUGAGCAGCCAGUGUCCCCGAGAUCUCUGGUGUCUGGAGGUUCCUCGAGAGAAUACCAGGUCCCCAAGGAAGACAGAAAUGUUCUCAGUGACCUUUGAGGAUGUGGCUGUGAAGUUCACCCAGGAGGAGUGGGCAUUGCUGGAUCCUUCCCAGAGGAACCUUUACAGAGAUGUGAUGCUGGAAGUCCUCAGAAACCUGGCUUCUAUAGAAAACAAAUGGUAUGAAAAAAACACUGAAGAUGAGGUCAAAAAUUCUGAGAUCAUUCUAAGGCACAUCACAUCUCACUCUGAACACAAAUGCUACAAGCCUGAGGAAUGUGAAGAGAAGCCAUGUGAAUUUAAACAGCACAGGCAAUCCCUGGUUUCUGUCAAAAGUGUUCACACACAAAUGUUAAUACAAACUGGAGAUGGACCCUAUGAAAGUACAGUAUGUGGGAAAGUCUCCAGUUGUUCCAGUGACAUCCAAAGGCAUGAAGAUACUCAUACUGGGUGGCAACCCUACGAAUAUCAACAAUGUGGUGAAGCCUCAUCUUCUCCCACAGGUGUUCAAAGACACAUGAGAACACACAGUGGAGGUAAACCUUUUCAAUGUGAGGUAUGUGGGAAAGCCUUUCAUUUCUCCUCUUCAGUUAGAAGACAUGAAAGAAUUCAUUCUGGAGAGAAACUCUAUCACUGUAAACAAGGUGGUCAAACCUUUAUUUCACACACAAGUCUUCAAAGGCACAGGAUCACACACACAGGGAAUGCACAUUUUAAACGUAAGGUAUGUGGGAAAGACUUUGCUUAUCCCAGUUUACUUAGAAUACAUCAGAGAACCCAUACUGGAGAGAAGCCCUAUGAAUGUAAGCAGUGUGGGAAAGCCUUUGCUAGAUCCAGUGAACUUCGCAUACAUGAAAGAACUCAUACUGGAGAGAAGCCCUAUAAGUGUAAGCAGUGUGGGAAAGCCUUUGUUACAUCCAGUCACCUUCACUCACAUGAAAUAACUCAUACUGGAGAAAAGCCCUAUGAAUGUAAGCAGUGUGGCAAACCCUUUGCUAGAUCCACUGACCUUCAGAUUCAUGGAAGAACACAUACUGGAGAGAAGCCCUAUGAGUGUAAGCAGUGUGGCAAAGCCUUCAGUCAUUUCUCUGGCCUUCACUCACAUAAAAAAAUUCAUACUGGAGAGAAGCCUUAUGCAUGUGAUCAGUGUGGCAAAGCCUUUGCUAGGUCCAAUACCCUUCACAGACAUGAAAGAACACAUACUGGGGAGAAGCCCUAUGAAUGUAAGUAUUGUGGAAAAGCCUUUGCUAGUUCUAGUUACCUUCCCAAACAUGAAAAAUCUCAUACUGGAGAAAAGCCCUAUGAAUGUGAGCAGUGUGGCAAAGCCUUUUCUACAUCCAGUUACCUUCAGAUUCAUGGAAGAACACAUACUGGGGAGAAGCCCUAUGAAUGUAAGCAGUGUGGAAAAGCCUUUGCUAGGUCCACUUCCCUUCAGAUUCAUGGAAGAAUGCAUACUGGAGAGAAGCCCUAUGAGUGUAAGCAGUGUGGAAAAGCCUUCACUUAUUUCUCUGGCCUUCAUGCACAUAAAACAUUUCAUAUUACAGAGAAGCCUUAUGCAUGUAAGCAGUGUGGCAAAGCCUUCACUCGUUCCUCUGACCUUCACUUACAUAAAAAAAUUCAUACUGGAGAGAAGCUUUAUGCAUGUAAGCAGUGUGGCAAAGCCUUUGCUAGUUCCAGUGAACUUCAAACACAUGGAAGAACACAUAUUGGAGAGAAGCUCUAUGGUUGUAAACAAUGUGGAAAAGCCUUUGUUACAUCUGCUCAGCUUCACUUACAUGAAGCAACCCAUAGUGCAGAGAAAUCAGACUCAUGAAAACAAGUGGCAAAGUCUUCUGUUAAUAAGGUUUCACUCAUUAUCAUGUAGUAAGUUUUCUGAAGAAAAAUUCUUUGAAUGUGGUAAAUCAAUAUUUCUUGUCCAUUUCAAAGAGAAGAAAGUGCUCACAUGUUUGAAUAUCUAUCUGUCAUCUAUCUAUCUAUCUAUCCAUCUAUCUAUCUAUCUAUCUAUCUAUCUGUCUGUCUAUCAAUAGUACUGGGGAUUUAGUCUGGUGGUCAUCUAUCACAGAGCCACAGUGAAGGCGAUCUCCCACUCACUCUCUUGACAGGGUCACAGUGAGGAUGAAUGCUGGCAAAGCCGCACUGGUUGGUGGGAAACAGAAAGCAUGAGACCCUUUUUUAUAUAAUUGGGACUUUUCAUUUUCAUGCUUAUGUUUCUGACAGGAGG